This is a messenger RNA of Cutaneotrichosporon oleaginosum, 3246 nucleotides long. The record is from RefSeq and is a predicted model, not a curated record. Lineage: Eukaryota; Fungi; Basidiomycota; Tremellomycetes; Trichosporonales; Trichosporonaceae.
UUCACCGUUUUACUCCCGCCCAACUCGCUCUCUCCUUGCUACAUCUCCCGCUCCACAUCGCGUGCAGCCCAUCACCACUUGCACUCACAACUCUGGGGUCGCGUCCCCUGCGUCCCCCCUCCCAUCUUCCCCCCCACUCUUGUCCUCCCCGUCUCGCCUUGCUGUCCCCCCCGACAAUGUCAAGUUCGGGGCAGGGCUCGCCUAACAUUCCAACCGCGAGCUCGUCCCGACCCAUCCUUCCCGGCCAGAUGCCACAACGCAAGGACAGCUACCCGGUGCACACGCCGAGCGCGCUGUCGCACGUCUCCUCCCCCGGUGCCGGCACCAGCGGGGCGACGAAGCGGCCGUUAGCGCCCGCACCAGGAGGAGAUGCGCGCCCAGAACGGAAACCCACGGACCGGCCACAGAGCAUCACCGACCCGAUCUCGGGAAAGAAGAAGCGAGUCAGCCUCAGCUGUGCCCAGUGUGCGAAGAGGAAGCAGAAGUGUAAUCGCGAGUACCCAUGUCAACACUGUGAAGCACGCAAAGUCCCUGAAUUAUGCGUUCCAUACACACCUGUGCCGAGCAGCUCUGCGCACCAACUCGACCAAGCCACGACCGAGCGCCUCGAGCGUAUGGAGAAUGUUCUCUCCGUGCUCGUGCGCCACAACCCCGGCGUCGGCGGGUAUGAAGCCGUCCGGGAUUGGCUCAACUCGUCUGCAUUCCAGCGCUUCGUGAAUUCGACACCGAGUACGCCCGCCAGCCCGCUGGUGCCGCAGAAGCUCGCGCAGGCGCCGCCCCUGCGCAUCCGCACGGUGAUGGGGCCAAACGACCCACAGCCGAUCCCGCCAGAAGACAUCGAGACGAUGGAGCGCGGCGGCUCGGCCGAGGACGAGGCCCGGGUCGGCAAGGGGUGGCUGGGCGAACUGGAAGGCGGCGUGCCCGAGGGGAUGCGUAUCGACGAGAACAUCACGAUGCGGAUGGACGUGCAUGGCACGCCUGCUGAGAAUCUACAGCAGCUGAUCCGCGACUGCGGCGUCAGCCCACAUAAGGUCCAGGAGCUCAUCCAGGAGCUGCCCCCGAAGCCAUUUGCGGACAGGGUGAUCGACUGGUAUUUCCAGCACUUGAAUCUUGUGCGGUACCCUAUUGACGAGCGCCUCUUUCGGACAUCAUACGAGGACUUGUAUUCCAAGCAGCGAAGUGUGGACCCUGCCAACUUGCGCGCCCUCCCCCUCGUCUUCAUCGUGCUGGCCAUGGCUGUGCGCCUCGCGCCAGACCACUGGGCAGGCGAUGACCAGACGCGCAAAAUAUCCAGCCUGCGGAUGUACUGGAGCUCGCGGCGCAGCAUCCUGAUCGCGACGGCGCUCGAGUCCGAGUCAAUCGAGCUGGUCCUCACGCGCCUCCUGAGCGCCAUUUACCUCGUGCAGAUCCACGACCGCCGCCUGACCGAGUGCUGGUCGCAGCUCGGCGCGUCCCUCCGCACUGCUCAAGCGAUCGGGCUGCACCGCGACGGCUCCAAGCUCGGCCUCGACCCCUUCCAGACAGAGUACCGCCGCAGACUUUGGAGCUACCUGUACCACGCGGACCGGCUGUACUCGCUCAUCCUGGGGCGGCCGCCGAGCAUCGGCGACGCGUACGCGGACACGCUGCCGCCGUCGAAUGUCGAGCUGUCCGAGUUCAAGCUCGCGGGGCCGAACAACCCGCCCGGCCCGGCACCACAGGCUCGUCCGCUCUCUGAGCCGACGACCGCCACCUUCCUAAUCCUUCGCCGCAACCUUAGCGGCAUCAUCGGACGCAUCGUGCACCACUUCCAGAAACUCAACGAGCCGGCGCAGUACGCCGAUGUCCAGCGCCUCCAGGACGAGCUGGAACAUUUCACCAACACGCUUCCACCCCAUUUCCGGAUGCGCGAGCCCGACAAGAGCCUCGACAAGCAGUACUACUGGCUGCCCGUGCACCGAUUUAUGCUGCUCACCGAGGUGCUAGUGACGACGAUUAUUUUGCAUCGCCCCUGGCUUCUGCGCCGUCUCUCGAGCAACCGCUACGCGGCGAGCCGCACAGCGUGCUUCGAGAGCGCGAAGCUCGACUUCCAAAUCCGCCAGGACUUCCAGCGCGAAGUGCCCGACUUCAAGCUGUUCGCGAUCACGGGCCAGUUCAAGAUGUUCAACAGCGCGAUGAUCGCGGGCAUCUCGGCGAUCAUUGACCCGCGCGGCCCGGACGCGGACCAGAUGCGCCGCAUCCUCACCACCUUCCUCGAGCAGCACCCCUGGUCCGAGGUGGCGGGGCUGGACGAGACGACGCGCAAAGAAGUGCAGAUCAUCCACACGCUGAGCCGCCGCGCGGCGCAGAUCUUCGAAGACACGAUGGCGCCCGGCGAGCUCAACGCGCAAGACAAGGACUCGGUCUCGCUCCUGCUCGCGCUGCGGCAGGGCGAGCUCAUGGAACCGGGGUUCGGCACGCCCGUGCCGACGCCGAGCGCGACGCCGGGGCCCGGCCCCGCGGGUGCGGGCGCGGGGCGGCGCCCGCCACCGCCCACGCCGUGGGCGCGCUUCGCGGCCAACAUCCAGUCGCCCGCGUCGAGCGGGCACGAGGAGGACCACUCGCAGCGCCUCCUCGACCAGUGGUUGAGCGCGAACGCGAGCCUCGCGGGCGGCGGCAUCGGCGGGCCCGCACUUGCCGUCGAGCCCCCGUCGUCAGGCGUCGGAUACCUUAUGGCCGGGCUCGGGGGGAUGGCGCCCGUGCCCGCCAGCUUUGGGCCGGGGCCCGGCACGCCGGGGAGCUUUAGCGCAAGCCAGACGCCCGUGCAGCUCGGCGGGUUCGUGUGGCCGCAGCAUGGAGACGAUGCGCUUAAUGCGCCUAGCGUUGACAGCUCGUUUGCGUUCCCCGUACCUGCGACCGGGUUGGACGGGACUGUGCUGGGCGUCGGGGGGGAGGCGGGCGUCGAGAACAGCGACGAGUAUUGGAACACGCUCAUUGACGGCAUUCUCGGUACGACAGGGGCAAACAGCAACAUGGCGGCGGCGAGUGGAGGGAAUAACUCGUAGAUAUUAGAGCGGAGUGCGAUGAGGACGAGCAAUCAGGUCAACAGGGAGUCGAAGUAUCCUCAUGUAUCUUGCACAUGCACCCUACUCUUCAGUGCUGCUGUGAGAAGCGUGUGAAACAGUGCAUAAACAGAUCAACGUGUAUGGUAUCCGGGUCAUAAUGCAAUCGUACAGUUCGUGCUAAUGUAGGUUGAUACAGGUAACGGCCAGUGGUGGAGGCGAUGCG